AUGUCUUGGGAGAAACACAUCAGUUUUGCAGAAACCACCACCAAGUCACCACAACAAACCAAAAACUCGAACUUGUUCCAACAAGCAAGCAAAUCACCCGAGCUGAAACGGCAUCACAGCACUGCGAGUCGCAAAAAACGAGUCUCCAUUUCCAAUGUAUCAACCGCAAAUUCGGGAAACCCAUCAUCAACAGAUUCAAAAGACUCUCCACUCGAUGCAACCCCAACAGCUUCACCUGGAUUGCCCUCCACUUCAAGUGUGAGGGUAGCGCAAUCGACCAAUCAAAUACCGGCCAGUUCUACACUUACCGUGGAUAAUUUGUCCUCAUUCAAAAGCAUUACAACAUCAAGUAAAGUGAGCAGUGGUGACAAAGGAACUCAAACUCUCGUUGAAGGUGAAAGGUUUGAAAAAGAUUUCUCAUUCCCAGCAACCUCUGUGCCACUCGACGUCGUCAUUGUGUCAAAACCUAUUAUUGAUGUCGAAGCGAACAAUGCAAAAUCGUCGUAUCAUUUAGCUCUACUCAUUACGGCCAUGCUCUCGUUUUUUUGUUUAGGAUUCUUUUCUUUCAUUCCAUUUGUUGUAAUUUAUGCAAAAUAUCAUUCUUCUCAAAGUGAGAAGGUGCAGCAAUAUGUGAGUCGAAGCAAGUGGAUAAUUCUUCUAAUUUUGUUGGGUGAUCUGGUUCUGUUCUUAAUAGCAGCUUUGGUUGUGGUCAUUGUGUUAUUUGCAACAGGGGUUUUCAAAGCAUUAAGCAAAUAA
Messenger RNA from Naegleria fowleri, 756 nucleotides. RefSeq lists its product as uncharacterized. The transcript has a single exon. The record is from RefSeq and is a predicted model, not a curated record. NCBI's taxonomy places the organism in Eukaryota, Heterolobosea, Eutetramitea, Acrasida, Naegleriidae. The coding region runs from base 1 to 756 and encodes 251 amino acids.